This is a messenger RNA of Phyllotreta striolata, 1453 nucleotides long. Lineage: Eukaryota; Metazoa; Arthropoda; Insecta; Coleoptera; Chrysomelidae. The record is from the annotation of a GenBank genome assembly.
CCAAAACCAGACAGCUGUCAGCAAGUUGUGUAGAAAUUCCCGAUUAGAAAACGUAAAUAAUCGCAGUAUCGAAUAAUUGUUAACGAUGUCGUACGCUUAUUUAUUUAAAUACAUAAUCAUCGGAGACACAGGCGUAGGGAAGUCUUGUCUCCUGCUUCAAUUCACUGAUAAGCGAUUCCAGCCCGUUCACGAUUUAACCAUAGGUGUCGAAUUCGGUGCUCGCAUGAUUACGAUUGAUAGCAAACAGAUCAAAUUGCAGAUAUGGGACACUGCCGGGCAGGAGGCUUUCAGGUCCAUCACCAGGUCCUAUUACAGAGGAGCUGCAGGUGCUCUGUUAGUGUACGAUAUAACUCGAAGGGAGACCUUUAAUCAUUUAACUACGUGGUUGGACGAUGCCCGUCAACAUUCUAAUUCGAAUAUGGUUAUCAUGCUGAUUGGAAACAAAAGCGAUCUGGAAAGUAGACGAGAAGUGAAGAAAGAAGAAGGCGAAGCGUUUGCUCGAGAGCACGGAUUAGUUUUCAUGGAAACUUCAGCGAAAACCGCUGCGAAUGUCGAAGAAGCUUUCAUUAACACGGCCAAAGAGAUUUACGAGAAGAUUCAGGAGGGCGUUUUCGAUAUCAACAACGAGGCUAACGGUAUUAAAAUAGGACCGCAACAUUCGCCCACCAAUCCCUCUUUACCGGGUUCCGGAAGCUCGGGGGGUUCCCAAGGCUCAGGAUGUUGCUAGACUUAGUACCAAAAAAAGGGCUAAAGGGCUUCUACUUAUUAUAAAAAAGCCUCCUUUAACGAUGUAUAUGGUUUAAGCACUGGUAUUCGUUACUCGGUUACUUAGUUUCCGGGCCUUUUUUCCAAAAUCCGUACUAGAUUUACUUUUGUAUAAUGGUAGUAGAUUUAGGAUUUUAAAAAAAUGUCACGAGCCAAACGAGAACUGAGUAAUGAUAAUGUGAUGAUAUUGGGCUUAGAGUUUACAGUAUAAUGACAAAAAAAAUAAUUAAUCAGAAGCUACAAUUUAACUACUAGUAAUAGGAUUUUUAAAAAUGGUACAUUUUAAUAAUUUUGCGCUUUAAAUUCUUAGUAUAUGCAGGGUGAGUUCGAUGUACAUUGUAGGCCCAAUAUUGACAUUGAAGUCAUGUGAUUAUAUGGAACGUGUUGUAAAUUUAUAUUUAGCGAUUCAGUAAUUAUUUUAUUGUUUUUAUGAUGUAUAAUUAAUAUAAUAUAUGCGAAGAUUUAUAUUUUUGAUUUAGUUGAAUUAUAUUCUGGUCAAUAUGUUUUUUUACGGUGUGUUUGUACAGUAAUUUGUUUUAUGAACAAUUGGUGAAUUACUGCGACAGAAAUUUCGUUUUUGUGUAAGCUUUUUAUCGAAUACAAGUUAUUUCCAAUAGGCGUAGUUGUUUAAUUGAUUGUUUACUUUAUGUAAAAAAAAAUGAAUAAAAUGUUUAUCAAAUUACGGGUA